Messenger RNA from Quercus lobata, 830 nucleotides. RefSeq lists its product as uncharacterized. The transcript is spliced from 5 exons. The coding region runs from base 210 to 599 and encodes 129 amino acids. The record is from RefSeq and is a predicted model, not a curated record. NCBI's taxonomy places the organism in Eukaryota, Viridiplantae, Streptophyta, Magnoliopsida, Fagales, Fagaceae.
UUAUUCCUUCGUUUAUGGCUUAUAAUAAGACUCUGUUUGGCGGUGUCUAUGAAUGGAGAAUUUUCGAAUCGUAAAAAGAGUUUUUUUAUUAUUGUUUACGGAGACACAGAAUUCAACACUCAAUUAUAAUCCUUGAUGCCCACCAUCGUUUAUUUAACCUGCUUCACCCGAGAAAAAUUCAUUCCUGUUUGGUUGAAAAGUGGAUAUAGAUGGACACCAGAGUUAGUACUCAGUUAAAAAGUCAGUCGAAGCAAGUGGGUUAUGAAGAGAAGACGGCUGCAGUUCAUGACGAAAUGAAGAGAAUGAACCGACUUCCUGCCAACAGCACUUAUGCUACUCAUCGCUUGCGGGUUCUUAAUAAGAUACUGCAACUUAUGUCCAUUCAGUUCAGAUAUUGGAAAAAGUUUCAUAAGGAAUGCAUGUACAAUCUUAGAGAGUCGCAGAUUAUAUUUGUGAAAGUUCAAAGGUCAUUGCAUAGCCCCAAGGAAGCAGGGUCAUCAAUCUCAAGCUUAGUGCUGCAAAGAGAACUGUGGCACAGGAUCAGGAGUUGGAGUUGCUUUUUGCUGGGCUAUCUCUGUGAACCAACCUGUCUAGAAUGACAGAUCUAGGAUCCCUCUAUCCCUGGAAACACCUUUCUAUACCCCGUGGUUUGUGUACAAAAGUGGUGCACAGCGCACAUUUCUGGCAUGCUGAUAUUUAGUGGUUGUGAAUAUCUUUCAUACCUAUUCUAAAUUGACAUGUUCUGUAUAUACUGUUUGAUAAUCUGUGGACAAAUAUGCUAAUGAUACAAGCUUCUUUGAUCAUCAAUUUGGCUUUACUUCUUUGCAUCA